This is a messenger RNA of Setaria italica (foxtail millet), 1290 nucleotides long. RefSeq lists its product as uncharacterized. The coding region runs from base 239 to 943 and encodes 234 amino acids. The record is from RefSeq and is a predicted model, not a curated record. Lineage: Eukaryota; Viridiplantae; Streptophyta; Magnoliopsida; Poales; Poaceae. The transcript is spliced from 10 exons.
GGCUGCCGGGAGCGAUCAAAAUUUUCCUCGGCCCAUACGCGCCGCGGACACGUCCCCCACCCCACCCCCGCGCCCGCCCCGCGCCGCCCGGUCUCGGUUCCUGCGCCCCCGCACGUUUUCAGUUCGGCCAAGCCGACCCCGAGCAGUUUCCAUUCGUUGCUGCUCUUAUUUGCCUGCCUCUCCCCUCCCCUCCCCCGAAUUCGAGCCGGAGGCAGAUCUACGGCGGCGGCGGGCGAGGAUGGCGGUGAACUGGGAGCUGCGGGGCUGCUGCGACCGCGACCAGAGGAUCUUCAUCGCCGCCGUCGGCGUCUCCACCGUCGUCAUCCUCCUCCUGUGGAGGACGUUCCUGCUCACGCCGUUCAAGCUCAUCACCGUCUUCCUCCACGAGACCAGCCACGCGCUCGCCUGCAAGCUCACCUGCGGCGAUGUCGAAGGUAUGCAGGUCCAUGCAAAUGAGGGUGGCGUUACUCAAACUCGGGGUGGCAUAUAUUGGAUAAUCUUGCCCGCUGGAUAUCUGGGUUCAUCAUUUUGGGGAAUGAUCUUCAUACUUGCAUCCACAAAUCUCCUCACUACGAGAAUUGCAGCGGGUUGUUUCAUACUUGCAUUGGUUAUUGUUCUUUUUGUUGCAGAUAAUUGGUUUCUUCGCUGGCUCUGCAUUGGAUUCGUUGUAUUCAUCGCUGUUGUUUGGGUCAUACAAGAAUUUACAUCUUUCCAUAUUCUGAAAUAUGUGAUCUUAUUCAUAGGUGUGAUGAACAGCUUAUUUUCAGUUUAUGAUAUUUAUGAUGACUUGAUAUCCCGAAGAGUUCAUUCAAGUGAUGCUGAGAAGUUUGCUGAAAUCUGCCCUUGCCCUUGCAAUGGUUUUGCAUGGGGUGUUAUAUGGGGCUUCAUUUCAUUUAUUUUUCUCUGUGCGUCGAUAUAUCUUGGACUGGUCAUAUUGUCUUGAGGAUUUCAACCUCUUGCCGUUUUGAUCUGACAACCAACUCAGGUGGGCUUUUUCUGAGCUCCCAUUGCACCAGAUAUUGGUUGAAGCUUACAUUGUUCUGGUAGUUGUACAGAGUUCUUGGAGGGUAAACCUGUAUAUCCAUUGGAAUUAAAUUGGUGAGGAUUAUUCAUGCAAUUCUUCCAUUUUAGCGAUUCUAUAGAUACAUUUUGCUUAGCGUUUGUAUUUAUGGCUGGUAGCCUUUUCUAUUUAGGCACUGUAUAUCAUAAUAUCUUGCCUUACUUCUCAUUCACCCGAUUCAAAAGCAAUGCAGCAUUGUGCAUUUCAUCUGGCGCCCAUUGCCAGAACGA